Messenger RNA from Pelmatolapia mariae (spotted tilapia), 408 nucleotides. Its product is annotated as antimicrobial peptide NK-lysin. The record is from RefSeq and is a predicted model, not a curated record. Lineage: Eukaryota; Metazoa; Chordata; Actinopteri; Cichliformes; Cichlidae. Gene Ontology annotation, cellular component: cytolytic granule. The coding region runs from base 1 to 408 and encodes 135 amino acids. Gene Ontology annotation, biological process: lipid metabolic process; antimicrobial humoral immune response mediated by antimicrobial peptide; defense response to bacterium. The transcript has 4 exons.
AUGAGUCCCGCCAUCACCAUCGCCCUUCUCCUGCUCUCCACAACUUUUGUUGAGUCGUUGAAGUCUCUGAAGGACCAAACUAAGGAGCAUUUUCCACAGCAUGAAAAAAAGAAAGGUGACCACAACAAAGAGAAGAUUCUGUCGGAUGAAGUUUUUCCAGGCUCCUGCCGUACUUGCAUGACUAUUGUGUCCAGAGUGCAGAAGCAGAUUGGAAGUGAUAAAUCAAAGGACAAAAUCAGGAGGCUGUUGGACGGUGCCUGUAAUAAACUGAAAUUCCGUCUCCUAAAGUCGGCCUGCAGAAAGAUCUUGAAAACAGUAAAAAACAAGUUGAUUGACGCCUUGACCAACGGCAAGUCUGCCAAGACCAUCUGCACUAAUCUGAAACUCUGCAAGGCGACCAUUUUAUAG